GAGCUCCCCCAAAAAUAAGUUUGACAGGGAGUCCUCGGUGCCUCAUCAUCAUGGUACCAAAUGGCUCAGUCCACCACUUGUUUUCCAGGUGCUAUGCUGGGAGGCAAUUGGCUAGGAAUUUUUCCAAGAGUGACUUUGGGGGCUGGUUCCGUUCUGCCCGAUCCUCAGUACACAAAGCAGGCGCCAGGAAAGAUGCCCACUCCAACUUGCUGUCCAAGCAGGAAUCCAGCAACCUGUAUAAAAUCCAAUUUCACAAUGUCAAGCCAGAGUGUCUGGAUGCAUAUAACAAUCUAGAGGCAGAGGUACAAAAGAAACUACAUCAGGACACAGAGUAUCCAUGUGAGGUAGUAGGAAGCUGGAACACCUGGUAUGGAGAACAGGACCAAGCAGUGCACCUAUGGCGCUACAGAGGGGGCUACCCUGCCCUGACUGAGUGCCUCAACAAGCUCAAAGUCAACAAGGAAUAUUUAGAAUUCCGGCGAGAGAGAGCAAAAAUGCUGAAUUCCAGGCGGAAUCAACUCCUGUUGGAGUUCAGUUUCUGGAAUGAACCUCUUCCCAGACCGGGACCAAACAUAUAUGAAAUGAGGAGCUACUCAAUCAAGCCAGGGACCAUGAUCGAAUGGGGCAACCACUGGGCCAGGGCCAUCAAAUACAGGCAGGAAAACAACGAGGCCGUUGGGGGCUUCUUCUCGCAGAUUGGCGAUCUGUACGUCGUCCAUCACUUGUGGGCUUAUGAAAACCUUCAGUCUCGAGAUGAAACCAGGAAGUCUGCAUGGCGAAAAGAGGGAUGGGACGCUAACGUGAGCUACACGGUACCUCUCAUCAGAAGCAUGGAAUGCAGGAUUAUGAUUCCUUGCACCAGUUCUCUGUUACAAUGAGGACACAAAUCAGACGGCAACACCAACUGCAGCUAACAACAACACUAUUUCUGUACUCUUGGAACACUUCUGCCAUAUAAUGACACUCAAAUCAUUAGACUAUGUUUAAAUAUGAGUGUAUAUUUUUGAAUACCAUGCUACAGUGUUAUCCACAGAAUAGUGGCAAAGCGCUUCUUUUAUAAAAGAAUGGCCUAUCUAAAUGAACCUCCUCUCCCCUCUUUAAAGUGCCACUAAAUAAAAAAAAUAUUAUACAUGAUUUUUCAUGUAGGUAAGGAUGUUCUGCGUGCAACAUGCAUCAAUACAUGCUGGGUUUUUGUUGUUGUUUUUGUUUGGAUAUACGUUGUGUUGGACCUGAUUUUAUUAUGACAGUUGUCAUAAUUAAAUUAUGUCCAAUAUCUACAGUGGGGCAAAUAAGUAUUUAGU
This is a messenger RNA of Corythoichthys intestinalis (scribbled pipefish), 1301 nucleotides long. RefSeq names its product nipsnap homolog 1 (C. elegans) (gene nipsnap1). The transcript has 10 exons. NCBI's taxonomy places the organism in Eukaryota, Metazoa, Chordata, Actinopteri, Syngnathiformes, Syngnathidae. Bases 51 to 878 code for a protein of 275 amino acids. Gene Ontology annotation, cellular component: mitochondrion. The record is from RefSeq and is a predicted model, not a curated record.